AGGGGGCCGGCCGCGGCUCCCACUCUCCGUGUGGCCCCCUGAGCGCCCCCCCUCCCCUGCCCGGGAGGGAGGCGGGGGGCACCCGGGGCCCGCCAUGAACCCCGGCUUCGAUCUGUCCCGCCGGAAUCCGCAGGAAGACUUCGAGCUGAUUCAGCGCAUCGGCAGCGGCACCUACGGCGACGUCUACAAGGCACGGAAUGUUAACACUGGUGAAUUGGCAGCAAUUAAAGUAAUAAAAUUGGAACCAGGAGAAGACUUUGCAGUUGUACAGCAAGAAAUUAUUAUGAUGAAAGACUGUAAACACCCAAAUAUUGUUGCUUAUUUUGGAAGCUAUCUCAGGCGAGAUAAACUUUGGAUUUGCAUGGAGUUUUGUGGAGGUGGUUCUUUACAGGAUAUUUAUCAUGUAACAGGACCUCUGUCAGAACUGCAAAUUGCGUAUGUAAGCAGAGAAACACUACAGGGAUUAUACUAUCUUCACAGUAAAGGAAAAAUGCACAGAGAUAUAAAGGGAGCUAACAUUCUGUUAACGGAUAAUGGUCAUGUAAAAUUGGCUGAUUUUGGAGUAUCUGCACAGAUUACAGCUACAAUCGCCAAACGGAAGUCUUUUAUUGGUACACCAUAUUGGAUGGCACCAGAAGUCGCAGCUGUUGAGAGGAAAGGGGGUUACAAUCAGCUCUGCGAUCUCUGGGCAGUAGGAAUCACUGCCAUAGAACUAGCUGAGCUUCAGCCGCCUAUGUUUGACUUACACCCAAUGAGAGCAUUAUUUCUAAUGACAAAAAGUAAUUUUCAGCCUCCUAAACUAAAGGAUAAAAUGAAGUGGUCAAAUAGUUUUCAUCAUUUCGUGAAAAUGGCACUUACCAAAAAUCCAAAAAAAAGACCUACUGCUGAAAAGUUAUUACAGCACCCAUUUGUCACACAACCUUUGACACGAUCUUUGGCAAUUGAACUUUUGGAUAAAGUGAAUAAUCCAGAUCAUUCCACUUACCAUGAUUUUGAUGAUGAUGAUCCUGAGCCUCUUGUUGCUGUACCGCAUAGAAUUCACUCAACAAGUAGAAAUGUAAGAGAAGAAAAAACACGCUCGGAGAUAAACUUUGGCCAGGUAAAAUUUGAUCCACCCUUAAGGAAGGAAACAGAACCACAUCAUGAACUUCCCGACAGUGAUGGUUUUUUGGACAGUUCAGAAGAAAUAUACUACACUGCAAGAUCUAAUCUGGAUCUACAGCUAGAAUAUGGACAAGGACACCAAAGUAGUUACUUUUUGGGUGCAAACAAAAUUUCAUUCUCAAUGAAAGAACAAGAAUGCAAAAGGAGUCUUCUGAAGUCUGUUGAAGAAGAAUUACAUCAGCGAGGGCAUGUGGCACAUUUAGAAGAUGAUGAAGGGGAUGAUGAUGAAUCUAAACAUUCAACCAUGAAAGCGAAAGUUCCACCUCCUUUGCCACCAAAGCCUAAGUCCAUAUUCAUACCACAGGAAACUCAUUCUACUGAGGAUGAUAACCAAGGAACUAUCAAGAGAUGUCCCACCUCAGAGAGCCCAGCAAAACCAUCCCAAGUUCCGCCAAGACCACCGCCACCCAGAUUACCUCCACAAAAGCCCAUUGCUUUAGGAAAUGGAGUGAGCUCCUUCCAGUUAAAUGGUGAACGAGAUGGUUCAUUAUAUCAACAACAGAAUGAACACAGAGGCACAAACCCUUCAAGGAAAGAAAAGAAAGAUGUACCAAAGCCUAUUAGUAACGGUCUACCCCCAACACCUAAAGUGCAUAUGGGUGCAUGUUUUUCAAAGGUUUUUAAUGGAUGUCCCUUGAAAAUUCACUGUGCAACAUCAUGGAUAAACCCAGACACAAGAGAUCAGUACUUGAUAUUUGGUGCCGAAGAAGGGAUUUAUACUUUGAAUCUUAAUGAACUUCAUGAAACAUCAAUGGAACAGCUAUUCCCCCGAAGGUGUACAUGGUUAUACGUAAUGAACAAUUGCUUACUAUCAAUAUCUGGUAAAGCUUCUCAGCUUUAUUCCCAUAAUUUACCAGGGCUUUUUGAUUAUGCAAGACAAAUGCAGAAGUUACCUGUGGCUAUUCCAGCACACAAACUCCCUGACAGGAUACUGCCAAGGAAAUUUGCUGUAUCAGCAAAAAUCCCUGAAACCAAGUGGUGUCAGAAAUGUUGUGUUGUGCGAAAUCCUUACACAGGCCAUAAGUACCUAUGUGGGGCACUUCAGACUAGCAUUGUUUUAUUAGAAUGGGUUGAACCAAUGCAGAAAUUUAUGUUAAUUAAGCAUAUAGAUUUUCCCAUACCGUGUCCACUUAGAAUGUUUGAGAUGCUGGUAGUCCCGGAGCAGGAGUACCCUUUAGUCUGUGUUGGUGUCAGUAGGGGGAGAGACUUCAACCAAGUGGUUCGAUUUGAAACAGUCAAUCCAAACUCUACCUCUUCGUGGUUUACAGAAUCAGAUAGCCCACAGACAAGCGUUACUCAUGUUACCCAGCUGGAGAGAGAUACCAUUCUUGUAUGCUUGGACUGUUGUAUAAAAAUAGUAAAUCUUCAAGGAAGAUUAAAAUCUAGCAGAAAAUUAUCAUCUGAACUCACCUUUGAUUUCCAGAUUGAAUCAAUAGUUUGCCUACAAGACAGUGUGCUAGCUUUCUGGAAACACGGAAUGCAAGGUAGAAGUUUUAGAUCUAAUGAGGUAACACAAGAAAUUUCAGAUAACACAAGAAUUUUCAGACUGCUUGGAUCUGACAGGGUCGUGGUUUUGGAAAGUAGGCCAACUGAUAAUCCCACAGCAAACAGCAACUUGUACAUCCUGGCGGGCCACGAGAACAGUUACUGAGGACGGCCGUGCUUCGACAGCUACUGUUAGAAAAAAGCAAGCAUGACUGCACCGUCGUCGUCGAGUGCUUGAGGCUGUACAAAGCCUCCGUCACUGGGCUUCGGUCACUUGUAAUUUAUUGUGGCAUGAAACAAGAUGGGGAGAAGUUUUGUUUUAAGUGGUAUGGAUAGAUUUAGCAUAUUGAACCACACAAGUGCUUAAUUCAUUGUUAUGUAAUCUUUGUACAUACAGGCAGUAUUUUUCUGUGAAACUUCAUAUUGCAGAAGACAUACACUAAGAAUUUAUGUAGAUAAUGUACUUUUAUGAGAUGUACAAGUAAGUGUCUUAUCUGUACAGAUGUAAAUGUUGAUGAAAAUGCAAUUGGGGUUAAUAUUUUAAGAAUUCUUAGUAUAUUCUUAGGUGUGGCUGUAUUAUAAAAUGGGAUGCUGGCAAUGAAACCGUACAUUUAACACUAUUGUAUUUUUAUUAUAUGUAAUUUAGUAAUAUGAAUACAAAUCUUGUAACUUUCAAAAUUGUAAUGGAGGCUAUAAUCAUUUUAUAAUCUUGUUUUUAAUUUUAAUGCAAGUACACUGGUGUUUAUAUUUGCACAAAGUAUUGAUAUGUGAUGUAUUAAGUCACAAAAGUAAGCUGUGACACUGUCAAUAUGCAUUUGGCUCCACAACAUCUUUUUUAAAUGUAUUUGGGUGGUUUUCUGUGUGAAACAACCCAAUUAACCACCUGUUGUAGUAACUGGUCUUUUUAUAUUUAAGCAGAAUCCUGUAAGAUUGUUUGUCUGUGCUUAAAAAACACACCUUCGAAAAAAUUUUGAAUCACAGAAUAGCGGUACCAUGAUAUAACACUGCAGUUGUCUGAAUUACAGUUGCACAAAGGAUAAAUGAGCAUUAUUAAAGAGCCCACACUAAACAUUUCAUAGAAUCACAUUGAAAAACUAUCACAUUCCAUAGAGGGGAGUGGUUCAAAUUUCUAGUGAAAUUUUUUACUUUGGUUGGCCUUAUUUUAUGAUCAUUUUCAUAUUUCUUUUGACUUAGAGUAUUAACACAUGGCCAAAAUAAUUUAGUUACUACCUCAUAUAAACAAUAUAAUGGUUACUACACAUCGCAGGAACUUAGUUUUGGUUCAAAGUCAUUUUUGAUUGCUUUUUUCCAAUGGAAUAUGUAUAUACCAAGUUUUAGCAAAAUGCACACUUUGGCUUUUUUUUGGUAUAUGUUCUUUAUAUUUUAAUGUGGGUAUAUACACUAGGAACAAACUAAAUUGUGAUUUAUGGUCUUCAUUUAUUUUAAUUGAUAAUGCUUUUAAAUAUGUUUCUGAUUGUACAUAGUGUAAAAUAAACAUGUUUUUUAACAUGCGGUUGUACAGUA
Neogale vison (American mink) is the source of this 4173-nucleotide messenger RNA. RefSeq names its product mitogen-activated protein kinase kinase kinase kinase 3 (gene MAP4K3). The transcript has 35 exons. The coding region runs from base 95 to 2815 and encodes 906 amino acids. The record is from RefSeq and is a predicted model, not a curated record. Gene Ontology annotation, molecular function: ATP binding; MAP kinase kinase kinase kinase activity. Lineage: Eukaryota; Metazoa; Chordata; Mammalia; Carnivora; Mustelidae. Gene Ontology annotation, biological process: protein phosphorylation.